Theobroma umbraticum is the source of this 3553-nucleotide messenger RNA. Its product is annotated as GPI-anchored adhesin-like protein, putative (DUF936). The record is from RefSeq and is a predicted model, not a curated record. Lineage: Eukaryota; Viridiplantae; Streptophyta; Magnoliopsida; Malvales; Malvaceae.
AGUCUCGCACACAUUUUCCCUCUUCCUCUCUCUCCUUUCUUUUCUUUUUUCUUCGUUCUCUCUCUCUUGAGUUAUGUCAAUCAUGUAUUAAACCAGGCAGUCCAUUAUUCUCUUUUUACACCUUCCUUUUUUCUGUUUUCUGCAAGAUUUCAGCAACUCCUCCUCAAGCUUUGUUUUUUCUCUUCUCGUCUUCAUUAAAAGUCACCUUUUUGAACUCUUGGUGAUGGGUUGGGUUGUAUUCUUUAUGUGACUUAAAACCAACCCAAAGUUUUUUCAAUUUCACACUUCUUUUCCAUUUACAUUUUGAGUUUUUGUUGGUUGAUAUGUGAAGGGAUUUCUCCAUAAACUGCUGAAGGCCCUUCAUCAUUUCUUAGUUUAGUCCUUUUCUUAUCCGGGUUUGGUGGAUUUUUUUUUUGGUAUUACAUUUUUUUCCCAUUUGUUCUAUCCAAGUUGUACCGCCAUUAUUGUUGCUACUACUAAUUAUUGAAUACAUCUCAUUUAAUUUGGCUUUCUUUCUUAGGGGGUCUAUGAUUAAUGUGUUUUUUGUUAAUAAAUCUCUUCUGGGUUGUUGUCUAACCUGUUGUUUUCCUUCUCUUUAUUUGUUAAACUAAAAUUUCAGAGCCAAAAAAUGCUGCAGUAGAGCAACCACACUAAUCUGAAUCUUGUACAAUUUAUUUCUCUCUUUAAAUCUUAAGCCUUUUUAUCGUAACAAAAUCAAAACCCCAUUCUUCCAUCUAUAUGUGUUGUCAAAUAUCUCAUCUUUGAUUCUUGAUUCUUUGUUUCAAGUUGGGGUUUUUUUUUGGAAGAACACUUUUUUUUUCCCUUAAUCUGGGUAUUGACCAAAAUUCUUUGUUUUUCCGUUUCUUUCAGUCAAGGUCUCUUGUAUUCUCUGGUACAGAAUCUUUGAGUUUCUUUGUCUGGGGGUUUUUGUUCUGAGAGUAAUGCAAAUUGGAGGCAACCAAAAUGGCAAAUCUUGUUCCAGGGGUCCUUCUGAAGCUUUUACAACAUAUGAACACAGAUGUGAAGGUUGCUGGUGAGCACAGGUCAUCUCUAUUGCAAGUUGUGAGCAUAGUUCCUGCACUAGCAGGAGGUGAGCUGUUCCCCAACCAAGGCUUUUACCUUAAGGUUUCUGAUUCAUCUCAUGCUACAUAUGUAUCUUUGCCUGAUGAACAUGAUGAUUUAAUUCUUAGUGAUAAGAUACAACUAGGUCAGUUUAUUCAUGUUGACCGGUUCGAAUCUUCUUCACCGGUUCCUAUUCUUCGUGGGGUUAGGCCGGUCCCUGGGCGACACCCUUGUGUAGGGAGCCCUGAGGAUAUUGUUGCAACUCUUGGGUUUCUUAAUAAUGGUAUUAAAAGUGCCUUGGGUUCAAAAGCUGGAGAGAAAGUUAAGUCCCAAUCAAAAGCAGCGUUAGCUAGUGGUCACGGUGGAGAGAAAGAGAAAUCUGUUGGGAGUAGAUCAAAUGGUGGUGCAAAGGAGGAUCAAUUGGAUAAGAAAGCUACUUCUUUGACUAGAUCGAAGUCUCAAUUGACUAAAGCAGCAUUGAGUUUGGAUAUGAAGAAGGAAACCGUGGGGAAAUUUAAGGCACUAAAUUCACGGUCAAUUCCUUCAUCCCCCACAAGUUGUUACUCAUUGCCAACUACUUUUGAGAAAUUUGCCUCUGGGAUUAAGCAGCAGGCAGAAAUAAAGGGGAUGAGAAAAGGAAGUCCCAAGGUGGUAUCUAUGGAGAAAGCAAGUUCUUUGCAUGGGGUAACUCCAACUGGAAAAAAGGUGCCCGUGAUAAAUACCUUGGUUCAAGGGAUUGAAUUAGGGGUCAAGGCUUUGAGAAAGAGCUGGGAAGGGAAUAUGGAUGUGAAGGGUAGGGACCAUUCUAAACUGAGUGCUACCAAGCAUGAUCCCAAGAGAAAAUCUCGGAGUACUUCUGCUCCUAGAAAGAGCACAUCAAGUGAAAAGUUGCCAUCCAAGGAGGAGAAUAAGUUCCAAACAUCUACCAGGUCAUUAAAAGAGGAGACUAAAUCACAGGUGUCAACUAAGAAAGUCAUGACAAAUGGAAUGUUGAAUGACCAAGAGAAACCAAAUAAGCCAAGAACUUAUGUCGGGAAGAAAUGUGGAGAACUAACUAAUAAUGGUGCCUUAGGGAACUUGGUUAAGGUUCCAAUAAAUAGUAAAAGAUUGACAGAUGGAAGUGUUUCAUGGGUUUCACUCCCCUCAUCUCUUUCAAGGCUUGGAAAGGAGGUCAUGAAACACAGGGAUGCAGCACAAACAGCCGCAAUAGAAGCUUUACAGGAGGCUGCUGCUUCAGAGAGCUUGGUUCGAUGUUUGAGCUUAUAUUCUGAUCUUACUACUUCUGCCAAGGAAGACAACGCUCAGCCUGCGGUGGAUCAGUUCUUGACCCUCCAUGCAAGCUUGAAUAAUGCUCGCAUGAUUGCAGAUUCUUUAUCAAAAACUAUUCCAGUCGGUUCAUCCCCGGAAUCUGAAGGAAGCCCAUCAGAAGAGGCAGUGAAAGUUGCAUCGGAUAGACGGAGAUAUGCAGUCUCGUGGGUGCAAGCUGCAUUGGCUACCAAUUUGUCAUCCUUCUCUGUGUUUGCCAAAGAGCCUAAUUCAAUGCUAAGUCAUGCUUCAGCUUCUGCACAAAGCCAGAGGACUAUUCCUGCCAAUCAAAACAUAUUAGUUCUAGAAAAUUCUGCUAAGAAUGCUUCUGCAAAAGCCCAAGGGAAAACUCGUCCAGUAGUUGGCUCUAAGCUUGUAGCACAGGGUGUUCUUCGCAAAGCAGGGGAUGGAUCAGGCCUUGGUCCAAAGGCACCGGUCCAACCACCACCAGAAUGGACAAGGGGAAAUGGCCUUGAUGAGGUUGUCGACUUAGCUGAAAUGUUGCGAAUGGAAUCCCAGGAUUGGUUCUUAGGAUUUGUGGAGAAAUUCUUGGAUGCUGAUGUGGACACAUCUGCUUUAUCAGACAAUGGUCAAAUAGCUGGGAUGUUGACACAACUCAAGAGUGUCAAUAACUGGUUAGAUGAAAUUAGUUCAAGCAAAGACGAAGAAGAGACACCCAAUGUUUCUUUGGAGACAAUUGAUAGGCUAAGGAAGAAAAUAUACGAGUAUCUUCUUACGCAUGUUGAAUCUGCUGCUGCUGCUCUAGGUGGUGGAUCACAGUCGUCACCAUGCAGCCGCACGGUUGAAACAAAAGCAAAGAAGUGACUUGGCUAGCCUACAUGACAUGAAAUGCACAUAUGCAGUGUUGAUGCACAGCAGUUAGGCCCCUCAUCCAGCAAAGGUGGGAGGAGCUUACUAAUUUAUCAUGUACAUAAAUCCUACAUGGGUGCGAGGUAUAGAUGCAGUAGUCAUAUCAAAAGAAAUGUGUUUGAUGCAAAGUGCAGGUGUUUUCUUUUCUUUUUGCUUGGAAAAAAUGAAAAAAAAAAAAAAGAUUACAUUGUUAUUUGUUGCCUGAAAUUAUACAAAUGAAAACAGUCUGAAGAGUUGGGAGGGAGCUUUUUCUAUGUUCAACAUGAAUAUGUAUCUUUCAAAAUUCAUUUAAGAAUUGGAAAAGUUGUUCUAAAAA